AUGUACGUUUGUGUUUCUACCAAAGUGCCAAGUUCAUGCCUUGGGGUAUCGGUUCGGUCCUUGCCCUGGGAAGGAAAAACAUGGUUACUAUUUAGUGGCCACACACAGAUACGCGCAAAACCCGCUAGUACCAUCGCGUUUGGCAACGCCUGCUCAACCACAGCCACUUUUUUUCUCUUCUCUCCUUCAAGGCCAGCCAGCAAUCCCAAUUGCAAAGAACGCCUUGCAAUCAUCCCAACUCCCCUCUGCCCUACCCAAUCAUACCCCCCCACCCCCUUACAUUGUCCAGCACCACCCCUCUCCAAACCUUCCCUAGCCAACCCACUCCCACCCUCACGAAUCAAACGAGUCAGCACCAAAACCACCGCAUGA
Bipolaris victoriae FI3 is the source of this 372-nucleotide messenger RNA. RefSeq lists its product as hypothetical. The record is from RefSeq and is a predicted model, not a curated record. The coding region runs from base 1 to 372 and encodes 123 amino acids. The transcript has a single exon. Lineage: Eukaryota; Fungi; Ascomycota; Dothideomycetes; Pleosporales; Pleosporaceae.